Perca flavescens (yellow perch) is the source of this 675-nucleotide messenger RNA. Its product is annotated as CD276 antigen-like. The transcript is spliced from 4 exons. The record is from RefSeq and is a predicted model, not a curated record. Lineage: Eukaryota; Metazoa; Chordata; Actinopteri; Perciformes; Percidae. The coding region runs from base 1 to 675 and encodes 224 amino acids.
AUGGAUAAUUUCUGGGAUUUAGGGCUUAGCUUCACCUUUCUACUCUGGACGUUCACUAUCUGGACUGUGGUGGUCUGCACGGCUGGUGAAGAUUGGCCUCAGGUGAUCGGGGCGUCUCAGCCAAUCGUGGCCUCUCUGGGUGAUGAUGUCAUGCUGCCGUGUCACGUGGAGCCUCAGCUCGACGUGGAGGAGCUGACGGUGGAGUGGUGGAGGCCGGACGUUCCACCGGACCCUGAAGAUCCACAGAGCAACCAGCGGUAUGUCCACCGUUACCAUGACAAACACCACGAAGAGGACAUGAAGAAGCCGGCGUACGCUGGGAGGACGGAGAUGUUCACAGACGGCCUGAAACACGGAAACAUCUCGCUAAAGAUCAGCAACGUGGAGCUCUCUGACCAAGGGAGAUACAGAUGCCAAGUCCUACAGUUGGGGAGGGCUUCAGUUAUUAAAGUUAUUGUUGAACCACGUUCUGGUAAAACCUGGACGACCGAAACGCCGCUGCAUCCUAAAGAUCCAAACGAUGAGACCCAUAAAGGUAAAGGUGUGGAGACUUUAUCAAAACCUGUAAAUGAGACUGAGAAAUAUGGUGAACCUGUCACCAACCGGGACGAAGAAAAGCGUCCGGAGGAAGAUGAGCUGACCACGGCCAUGAUUGCUGCUGCUGAGGAUGCUUAA